This is a messenger RNA of Acanthosepion pharaonis, 3738 nucleotides long. Lineage: Eukaryota; Metazoa; Mollusca; Cephalopoda; Sepiida; Sepiidae. The record is from the annotation of a GenBank genome assembly.
AUGUGCUGGUAUUCUCUUCCGCCUCACCAGCUAUCCUCUUCCACUUCCAUCCCAUUCCGCUGGUAUCCUCUUCCGCCUCACCAGCUAUCCUCUUCCACCUCACCUGCUAGCCCCUUUCUGCUAUCCCUCUUCCAGUCCACCUGCUAUCCUCUUCCGCCUCACCUGCUAUCCUCUUCCACUUCACCUGCUAUCCACUUCCGCUUCACCUGCUAUCCUCUUACAAUUCUCCUGCUAUCCUCUUCCGCCUCACCUGAUAUCCUCUUCCGCCCCAACUUCUAUCCUCUUCCACUUCACCUGCUAUCCUCUUCCGCUUCACCUGCUAUCCUCUUCCGCCCCACCUUCUAUCCUCUUCCACCUCAACUGAUAUUCUCUUCCACUUCACCUGCUAUCCACUUCCGCCCCACCUUCUAUCCUCUUCCACUUCACCUGCUAUCCUCUUCCGCUUCACCUGCUAUCCUCUUCCACCUCAACUGCUAUCCUCUUCCGCCUCACCUGCUAUCCUCUUCCGCCUCACCUGCUAUCCUCUUCCGCCUCACCUGCUAUCCUCUUCCGCCUCACCUGCUAUCCUCUUCCACCUCACCUGCUAUCCUCUUCCGCCUCACCUGCUAUCCUCUUCCACCUCACCUGCUAUCCUCUUCCACCUCACCUGCUAUCCUCUUCCGCCUCACCUGCUAUCCUCUUCCGCCUCACCUGCUAUCCUCUUCCAACUCACCUGCUCCUCUUCCGCCUCACCUCUAUCCUCUUCCACCUCACCUGCUAUCCUCUUCCGCCUCCAUCUGCUAUCCUCUUCCACCUCACCUGCCAUCCCCUCAUCCGCUUCCACCUCACCUCUAUCCCCUUCCGCUUCACCUCACCUGCUAUCCUCUUCCACCUCACCUGCUAUCUUUCUUACCUGCUUCACCUUUCCUCAUCCACUUAACCUGCUAUCCCUCUUCCACCUCACCUGCUAUCCUCUUCCACCUCACCUGCUAUCCUCUUACACUUCUCCUGCUAUCCUCUUCCGCCUCACCUCCUCUUCCUGCUAUCCUCUUCCACUUCACCUGCUAUCCUCUUUCGCCCCUGUCCUCUUCCACUUCACCUGCUAUCCUUCCGCCUCACCCUGCUAUCCUCUUCCACCUCACCUGCUUAUCCCUCUUCCGCCUCACCUGCUAUCCUCUUCCGCCUCACCUCCUCUUCCACUUCACCUGCCAUCCUCUUCCGCCUCACCUGCUAUCCACUUCCACCUCACCUGCUAUCCUCUUCUGCCUCACCUGUUAUCCUCUUCCGCCUCACCUGCUAUCCUCUUCCACCUCAACUGAUAUUCUCUUCCACUUCACCUGCUAUCCACUUCCGCCCCACCUUCUAUCCUCUUCCACUUCACCUGCUAUCCUCUUCCGCUUCACCUGCUAUCCUCUUCCACCUCAACUGCUAUCCUCUUCCGCUUCACCUGCUAUCCUCUUCCGCCUCACCUGCUAUCCUCUUCCAACUCACCUGCUAUCCUCUUCCGCCUCACCUGUUAUCCUCUUCCACUUCACCUGCCAUCCUCUUCCGCCUCACCUGUUAUCCUCUUCCACUUCAUAUGCUAUCCUCUUCCACCUCACCUGCAAUUCUCUUCCGCCUCACCUGCUAUCCUCUUCCACCUCACCUGCUAUCCUCUUCCACUUCACCUGCCAUCCUCUUCCGCCUCACCUGCUAUCCCCUUCCGCUUCACCUGCUAUCCUCUUCCGUCUCACCUGCUAUCCUCUUACGCUUCACCUGCUAUCCUCUUCCACCUCACCUGCUAUCCUCUUCCACUUCACCUGCCAUCCUCUUCCGCCUCACCUGCUAUCCCCUUCCGCUUCACCUGCUAUCCUCUUCUGUCUCACCCCAUCCUCUUACCUUCAACCUGCUAUCCUCUUCCACCUCACCUCACCUGCCAUCCUCUUACACUUCACCUGCUGUCCUCUUCCACCUCACCUGCAAUCCUCUUCCGCCUCACCUGCUAUCCUCUUCCCUGCCCUCAUCCAUCCUCUUCCACCUCACCUGCCAUCCUCUUCCCCCUCACCUGCUUUAUCCUCUUCCACCUCACCUGCUAUCCUCUUCCACUUCCCUGCCUGCUCCACUUCCGCCUCACCUGUCCUCUUACCCUCCUUCCUCUUCCGCCUCACCUGGUAUCCUCUUCCGCCCUCUUUCCUAUCCCUCUUCCUUCCCCACCUGCUAUCCUCUUCCACCUCACCUGCUAUCCUCUUCCACCUCACCUGCUAUCCUCUUCCGCCUCACCUGCUAUCCUCUUCCACCUCACCUGCUAUCCUCUUACACUUCAUAUGCUAUCCUCUUCCACCUCACCUGCUAUCCUCUUCCACCUCACCUGCUAUCCUCUUCCACCUCACCUGCUAUCCUCUUCCACCUCACCUGCUAUCCUCUUCCACUUCACCUGCUAUCCUCUUCCACCUCACCUGCUAUCCUCUUACACCUCACCUGCUAUCCUCUUCCACUUCCCCUGCUAUCCACUUCCGCUUCACCUGCUAUCCUCUUACAAUUCUCCUGCUAUCCUCUUCCGCCUCACCUGGUAUCCUCUUCCGCCCCUCUUUCUAUCCUCUUCCGCCCCACCUGCUAUCCUCUUCCACUUCACUUGCUAUCCUCUUCCGCCUCACCUGCUAUCCUCUUCCGCCUCACCUGCUAUCCUCUUCCACCUCACCUGCUAUCCUCUUCCGCCUUACCUGUUAUCCUCUUCCACUUCACCUGCCAUCCUCUUCCGCCUCACCUGUUAUCCUCUUCCACUUCAUAUGCUAUCCCUUCCCCACCUCACCUGCCCUCUUCCGCCUCCACCUGCUAUCCUCUUCCACCUCACCCCUUCACCUGCCAUCCUCUUCCACCUCACCUGCUAUCCCUUCUUCCUGCCUUCCACCUGCUAUCCUCUUCCACCUCACCUGCUAUCCUAUUCCGCCUCACCUGCUAUCCUCUUCCACCUCACCUGCUAUCCUCUUCCACCUCACCUGCUAUCCUCUUCCGCCUCACCUGCUAUCCUCUUCCACCUCACCUGCUAUCCUCUUCCACCUCACCUGCUAUCCUCUUCCGCCUCACCUGCUAUCCUCUUCCACCUCACCUGCUAUCCUCUUACACUUCAUAUGCUAUCCUCUUCCACCUCACCUGCUAUCCUCUUCCACCUCACCUGCUAUCCUAUUCCGCCUCACCUGCUAUCCUCUUCCGCCUUCCAACUUCUAUCCUCUUCCCCUGCUUCACCUGCUAUCCUCUUCCGCUUCACCUGCCACUCUUCCCUCCUCUUCCACCUCAACUGAUAUUCUCUUCCACUUCACCUGCUAUCCACUUCCGCCCCACCUUCUGCUAUCCUCUUCCACUUCACCUGCUAUCCUCUUCCAUUCACCUGCUAUCCUCUUCCACCCUCAACUGCUAUCCUCUUCCGCCUCACCUGCUAUCCUCUUCCGCCUCACCUGCUAUCCUCUUCCAACUCACCUGCUAUCCUCUUCCGCCUUACCUGUUAUCCUCUUCCACUUCAUAUGCUAUCCUCUUCCACCUCACCUGCAAUUCUCUUCCGCCUCACCUGCUAUCCUCUUCCACUUCACUUGCUAUCCUCUUCCGUCUCCCCAGCUAUCUUGUCCACCUCACCUGCUAUCCUCUUCCGCCUCAUCUGCUAUCCUCUUCCACUUCACCUGCCAUCCUCAUCCGCCUCACCUGCUAUCCCCUUCCGCUUCACCUGCUAUCCUCUUCCGUCUCACCUGCUAUCCUCUUACGCUUCACCUGCUUUCCUCAUCCACUUAA